Saccoglossus kowalevskii is the source of this 540-nucleotide messenger RNA. RefSeq lists its product as uncharacterized. The record is from RefSeq and is a predicted model, not a curated record. Lineage: Eukaryota; Metazoa; Hemichordata; Enteropneusta; Harrimaniidae.
AUGUGGAGACAGUUUCUUAUUUCUUGGAAUGGUAUACAUUUGAUUCUGAACAGCCAAGUGGUUAGUUCUUCAGACCUGCAUAUUUUCACUGACGCAUCAUCUACUAAAGGAUUUGGGGGCUAUUUCCAGGGGAGUUGGUUUAGUCAAGUAUGGCCACCACAGUUGCUCUCCGUGCGACAUGAUAAACUAUCUAUGGCGUUAUUAGAACUCUAUCCUAUUGUAAUUGCGGCAAUGCUGUGGGGAAGGCAUUGGUCUCAACAGAGAAUUCGCUUUAACUGUGACAACCAGACAACAGUUCAUGUGUUGAAGAAAGGAAGAGCUUCAUCACAUUGCCACACCAUUAAUGCUCUCUUGCGCCGCUUAACCUUAACGGCCAUGAAACAUAAUUUCAUUGUGUUGGCACAGUUUGUUCCUGGCAGGCAGAACUCUAUUGCUGACGCUUUAUCACGCUUUCAAUUGCAGAAAUUCCACAGUCUGGCACCAGAGGCAGAACUGAACAAGACACUGUGUCCACCGUUUUGCAAAGUAACACUUAUUUAG